Rhincodon typus (whale shark) is the source of this 1585-nucleotide messenger RNA. Its product is annotated as transcription factor AP-2-beta. Bases 186 to 1499 code for a protein of 437 amino acids. The transcript has 7 exons. The record is from RefSeq and is a predicted model, not a curated record. Gene Ontology annotation, cellular component: nucleus. Gene Ontology annotation, biological process: anatomical structure development; regulation of cell population proliferation; regulation of transcription by RNA polymerase II. NCBI's taxonomy places the organism in Eukaryota, Metazoa, Chordata, Chondrichthyes, Orectolobiformes, Rhincodontidae. Gene Ontology annotation, molecular function: DNA-binding transcription factor activity, RNA polymerase II-specific; RNA polymerase II transcription regulatory region sequence-specific DNA binding.
AUCACCUUGCCUUGGAGAGGUGAGCACUGGAUGUAAGGCUGGAGAUAUAUAUAUAUAAUAGAAUUUGUCCACUUUUUGACCAAUUUUGAUGGAUAUAGUGUUGGAGAUACUUCAGGCUACCGAGCGUCUCUUCCUGCAGUUUCUCUCCCCCUCUGGUUGAUGGCCUAUGAUCAGAUUUACUGCAGAUGCUAGUCCACACUUACACAGCCAUGGACCGGCACGAUGGAGUUAACAGCCACAGUUCGAGGCUGUCCCAACUCGGGUCGGUCUCCCAGGGACACUACUCAACCGCUCCUCCGCUCUCUCACACCCCGACGUCGGAUUUCCAGCCACCUUAUUUCCCUCCUCCUUACCAACCUCUCCCUUACCACCAGAGCCAGGACCCUUACACACACGUCAACGACCCCUACUCUCUGAACGCCCUGCACCAACCCCAACAGCAUCCAUGGCAGCAGAGGCAGCGGCAGGAUGUGGGUGCCGAGCCAAGCCUUCUCCAUCAGCCCCGGGUUCUACCCCAGAUCACAGGGCUGGACCCUCGCCGGGAUUACCCCGGCGUGCGCCGGCCAGACGUGCUUGUCCACUCCGCUCAUGGACUCGAUUCGGGCAUGGGGGACAGCCUCUCUUUGCAUAGUAUCAGCCAUCAUGGAAUGGAAGAUAUCCAGGCUUUGGAUGACACGGGUACCACUGGCAUGAGUUUAUUGGACCAGUCUGUCAUUAAAAAGGUCCCACUUCCUCAGAAGAAUAUCACAUCUCUGAUGAUGAACAAAGACAAUCUCCUCGGUGGAAUUGCAAACCAUAACGAGGUGUUCUGCUCGGUGCCGGGACGUCUGUCUUUGCUUAGCUCCACAUCCAAGUACAAGGUGACGGUGGGAGAAGUCCAGCGGCGCCUGUCCCCACCGGAGUGUUUGAAUGCAUCAUUGUUGGGGGGAGUCCUGAGAAGAGCCAAGUCGAAAAACGGUGGAAGGUCGUUGAGAGAAAAGCUAGAGAAGAUCGGAUUAAAUUUACCCGCGGGCAGACGUAAAGCUGCAAAUGUCACUUUACUAACGUCACUAGUGGAAGGCGAAGCCGUACAUUUAGCUCGGGAUUUUGGAUACAUCUGUGAAACCGAAUUCCCUGCCAAGGCAGCAGCCGACUACCUAAACAGACAGCACACAGAUCCCAGCGAGCUGCACUCCAGGAAGAAUAUGAUCCUGGCCACAAAGCAACUUUGCAAAGAAUUUACAGAUCUGCUGGCGCAGGAUAGGUCUCCACUGGGGAAUACCAGGCCCAACCCCAUACUAGACCCAGGCAUCCAGAGCUGUUUGACUCACUUUAGCCUCAUUACGCAUGGUUUUGGCUCUCCCGCCAUUUGUGCUGCUCUCACAGCUGUCCAGAACUACCUGACGGAAGCAUUAAAGGGACUGGACAAGAUGUUCCUAAACAACAAUCCAAAUAGACAUACAUCUGGUGGGGAGGCAGGCACCAAAACUGGAGACAAGGAGGAAAAGAACAGGAAAUGAAAAAACAUUCCUCCAAACUUUUUAUUUUCUGUAGCUUUAUAUAAAAAAAAUCUUCUAUUGACUUGGAAAAGACGACAACGCACAUA